Ochlerotatus camptorhynchus is the source of this 818-nucleotide messenger RNA. It is a transcript of the gene Membrin, whose product is annotated as golgi SNAP receptor complex member 2. Gene Ontology annotation, cellular component: ER to Golgi transport vesicle membrane; endoplasmic reticulum membrane; late endosome membrane. The coding region runs from base 142 to 777 and encodes 211 amino acids. The record is from RefSeq and is a predicted model, not a curated record. Gene Ontology annotation, molecular function: SNAP receptor activity; SNARE binding. The transcript is spliced from 2 exons. Gene Ontology annotation, biological process: vesicle-mediated transport; vesicle fusion. NCBI's taxonomy places the organism in Eukaryota, Metazoa, Arthropoda, Insecta, Diptera, Culicidae.
UGUGUCCAGCGACUAGUAAUUUUUUUGAAUUUCUCCUCAGCUCGUACGGGCAGUAUUUUAGUGUCAAUAUGAAUCUUUAGCUAAAUUAGAUGUUGAAACAAGAAAUCGGAAUUUAUUCCAACAUACAAGCGCGUGUACAUCAUGGAAGCCCUCUAUUUUCAAACCAACAGCUUAAUCCAAGAGACCCAGCAAUGCUUUCAACAGCUCAGCAGCGUACGUGUCGAUUCCGUCGCAGUGGAGGCGGAUAUCCAAACCAAACUGGUAGCGGUUAAUGCCAACUGCGACCGGCUGGACGUCCUGCUGUACAAAGUGCCGGUAGCUCAGCGACAGAAUGCCAAGAUGCGUGUGGAUCAACUCAAAUACGACGUCCGGCAUCUACAGGCCGCCCUGAAGUUGUACCAGGACAAGAAGGCUCGAAAGGAACUGGAACAGGUGGAAAGGGAAAAUCUACUGAACAAGCGCUUCACGGCCAAUUCGGAAACGUCAAUCGACAUCGAUUACUCGCUGCAGCAUCAUAAUUCGAUGCAAAAUGCCCACCGAGGGGUGGACGAAAUGCUGUGGACCGGUUCGAACAUACUGGACGGUCUGAAGAAUCAACGGGACACCCUGAAGGGAGCGAAAAAGCGCAUUCUGGACUUUGGAAAUACGUUGGGACUUUCGAAUCAGACCAUGAAGAUGAUCGAACGAAGACUGGUCGAGGACAAGUACGUGAUGGUCGGAGGAAUGAUUGUAACGCUGUUGAUUAUCGUACUGGUUAUUUACUUUUUCGUAUUUUAAAAAUAUUCACUAGAUGGCUAUAAUACAUUUAAGAUACAAAA